Molecule: messenger RNA, 4012 nt
Organism: Lineus longissimus
Lineage: Eukaryota; Metazoa; Nemertea; Pilidiophora; Heteronemertea; Lineidae
Product: glutamate receptor ionotropic, NMDA 1-like
Exons: 20
Coding region: 135-3065 (976 amino acids)
Biological process (GO): regulation of membrane potential; monoatomic ion transport; chemical synaptic transmission
Cellular component (GO): NMDA selective glutamate receptor complex; synapse; neuron projection
Molecular function (GO): NMDA glutamate receptor activity
Source: RefSeq, a predicted model, not a curated record
GUUGGAUGCAAAAAUGAUGGAGAUGAAAAUGUUGAUGAGAAAGUGACUGCAGCUGCGGAGAUCCUGUCUUCACUUCUGCUUUUGAGGUGUUAAAUAGGUAGAGGAUAUCAAAGUGAAAAUUGUCAACUAAUAUAAUGGAUAACAAGUUUGUCUUCCUAUUCGCUCUGACAUUCUGUGCUGAACUUGCACUCAGCAAAAAUCCCACAACUAUCACAAUAGGUGGCGUCCUGAGCUCAAAACGUUAUGUUGAUGAGUUUCAUGAUGCGGUGAGGGCGUUGAAUACCCAAGACGAAACACGGCUUACGAAUGUCGUGUAUAAUUCAACAGGAAUUGUUAUGGAGGACAAUCAGAUCCGAUCAGCAAUGGCGAUAUGUAAAGAUCUCAUCCCGCAGAAGGUGUUUGCCGUCGUUGUCAGUCAUCCGCCAAACUCAUUUGACCAAGCGCCAUUUUCUGUGUCGUACACGUGCGGCUUCUACAAGAUCCCUGUGAUUGGCAUUACCGCUCGAGACAGCGUCUUCUCAGAUAUGAAUCUUCACGAGUCAUAUCUGCGGACAGUGCCGCCAUAUUCCGACCAAGCGUCAGUCUGGGUGGACUUGAUUCGUCACUUCAAAUGGAAGAGCGUUGUCAUUAUGCACAGUGCUGACCAGAAUGGCCGGGCCUUGGUCGCCAGAUUCCAGAAUGAAUUAGAUAUUCGGGAAGAAAUGUACGGAAGUAAAAACACAGCCACAAGAGAAAAAGAAAAAAUCACGAUAUCCAAACUGAUUGAUUUCAAACGAGGUGAGAUGAACUUCUUUGAACAGCUGACCUUCAAUACAGAUACUAGAGUGAUACUGCUCAGUUCUUCUGGUGAAGAUGCGGAGAGUAUAUUCCGAGAUGCAGCGACCAUGAACAUGACAGAGGGUGACUUUGUUUGGAUUGUGACUGAGCAGGUGUUGGAGGCCAAGAAUGUACCAGCAGGUACGAUUGGUGUCCAGUUGAAGAGUAGUCGCGAGGAGAGUUAUCACAUCAAGGAUGCGGUGAGAAUCAUCGGCAAUGCGUACAACAAGGCGUUCAAGGUUAACAACAUUACAGAUCCCCCUAGUGGCUGUGAAGAUAAGCAUAGUGUAUGGCCGGAGGGAUCAACUCUUUACCAGUCAUUGAUUGAUGAGAAGCUGGACGAUGGUCUGACGGGCAAGGUACGCUUCAAUGAUCUCGGCGAUCGCCUGAUGCCCAUUUAUGAAAUCAUCAACGUUGAAGCUGGUAACAAGAAGGUGGUGGUCGGGACGUAUGCGAACAACUCAGAUCGGAAAGUGCUCCAAAUGAACGCAGACACUCCAGUAGUUUGGCCGGAUGGCAGCACUGUCGUACCGAAGGGGAUCAAGAUCACCACCCAUCUGCGAGUUGUCACCAUCGAGAGUGUUCCAUUUGUGUUCAAUCGGUCUGUCAAUAGUAAGGAAGACUGUCAGCCUAAUGAGAUCUUCUGCCCCCGACCUAAUGGAACGGAUCCAGCCGUAGAGGAUGCGAUCUGUUGUUCAGGCUACUGCAUAGAUAUGCUUAGAAAAAUAGCAGAAAAGGUCAACUUUACUUAUGAUGUGCACCUUGUCUCCGAUGGCCAGUUCGGCUCUCCGUUGGAUAAGGACUCGUACAUUACCGGUAGUUCUUCUGCUAAAUCAAGCCGUCACAACAACAACAAGAAGGCCUGGAAUGGUAUGAUGGGAGAAGUCCUCACGAAUAUGGCUGACCUGAUCGUCGCCCCUAUGACAAUCACGCCAGAACGCGCGAGAGAUAUCGACUUCACCAAGCCGUUCAAGUACCAGGGUUUGACCAUCUUGGUCAGAAAGGAAGAGAAGAACUCGAACCUGGCCUCAUUCCUGCAGCCGUUUCAAGAUACGCUCUGGAUCCUCGUCGGUCUCUCCGUGCACGUGGUUGCCCUCGUGCUCUACCUGUUGGACAGGUUCAGCCCGUUCGGGCGAUUCAAGCUCGCACGCAGCAGUGACACAGAGGAGGAUGCGCUUAACCUGUCAAGUGCGAUGUGGUUUGCGUGGGGAGUGCUCCUCAACAGUGGCAUUGGCGAGGGUACCCCUCGCAGUUUCAGUGCGCGUGUGUUGGGCAUGGUGUGGGCAGGUUUUGCCAUGAUCAUCGUCGCAUCCUAUACGGCCAACUUGGCUGCCUUCCUUGUGUUGGAUCGGCCGGAAGCUUCCAUCAGCGGCAUUGAUGAUGCCAGGCUGAGAAACCCGCAGGAUGAAUUCCGUUAUGCCACGAUCAAGAACAGUGCAGUUGAGUUGUAUUUCAAACGCCAGGUGGAGCUGUCAACCAUGUAUCGUACCAUGGAGGAGUUUGAGUAUAAACGGCCGGAGGACGCUAUCAAGGAUGUGAAGGAUAAGAAGCUGCAGGCGUUCAUAUGGGAUUCCUCACGUCUUGAGUACGAGGCAGCCAGGGACUGUGACCUGGUGACGGCUGGCGAGAUGUUCGGCAGAUCAGGCUUCGGUAUCGGCAUGAGGAAAGAGAGCCCAUGGCUCAAUGAGAUAUCACUAGAAAUCCUUAGCUUACAUGAGACUGGGUUCAUGGAGAAGCUGGACACCAAGUGGAUCUUAGUGCCUGCACCAGACUGCCCUCAGAAUGACCAGUCGCCAGCCACACUGGGUUUGACCAACAUGGCUGGUGUGUUCAUGUUGGUGGCUGGUGGCAUCUUGACCGGUGUCUUCCUCAUCUUCGUGGAGAUUCUCUACAAGCGACACCGCGGCCUCAAGGAGAAGGAGCUGGAGCUAGCUAGGAAUGCUGCUGAUAGGUGGCGCGGCAAUAUUGAGAUCAGAAGAGCGCGUCGUGCCAUGUGGUCCAAGUUCUGUAAGGAGGGUCAUGCCCAGAAGCGUAAGACGUUACGUCGCACACUGCUGGAGAACAAUCCGACGUACCAACCGAACGGACGCACAGACAGAACAUCAACAAGUCAGAAGAGUGCCGAUCGUAAAGAGCUCAUGGGGAUACAGACGUCGAUUGGUGGCGGGCCGUCGGCAUACCAUCGCACAUCACCAACAGUUCGACAUAAUCCAGCGUAUGAUCCGGAUCACAUUAACGAAACUGUUUAAAAACAUUUUAAAAUGUCAUCUUUGUGGACUUAGACUUUUAGCAGAUGCACAUUUGAACAUUAGUCAACUUUGAACAACCUGGUCGAGGACAAGUCCGCCUCAUAAGCUUGAGGAGGCGUGAGCACCAGGUACUCGAUCAUACUGGCAUUUAUGAGUUUAUGUUACGGUGGAGCAUGAUAUGUUCACAUAAAAUGUACUCUCACGGUAUAAAUUAGUGUGUAGUUGCCUUUAGGUUGGAAGGUUUAGCAUGUUUAAACAUUGUCUCAUAUUGUUCCUCCAUAUUUAUUGUUAUGUAUUCAUUGGGAGCUGGAACACUGGAGGAUAGAUGUAGUGCCAUAAAUCUCUCAUCACCUCUAGUCAUUUUCUUUAGAGUCUCUUAUCAUAUUGUACACGGCUUGCAUACCUGACAUGUGAUGUCAGAUGACAACAUCGGAGAUCACAUGAUCAAAAUGAGUCGGUUGGAUGGCAUGAUGUGGGUACUCCUUAGUUGGGUGGUCUGAUCUGGCAGUUCACUCUAAAAGGACAAGGUUUCCUUGAAUGAGGUAAAGUUGAACAGUCAUUGUAGAUGUACAUUACCAAUGUCCCACAGAGUGAAGACUGUGGUGUAUGAAUUGUUAUCUCACUUUUAGAACCACGAGAAGAUCUAUGUAUAACAUCGGAGUAGUUUGCUGAUGUUGGUGGGGGUGUGAUAUCUCAUCAGUUCUUGAAAGUGUUAAUUAUGCUGUAUUUGGUAAUUGUAUUUUAGUUCCGCAACCCUUGACUGGGCAAUCUCUUGUCUGUAACCAUGGUUACUAGGCCUACACUUGCUAUAUUUCACUGUUUUACAACUCUUCUGUUUUCCAAAGAGCUUUAUUUCUUCCUUGCAUUUGACCAUUUUUGUUAUAUUCAAAUAUUAUAAAUACUUUGUUAUAAAAGUUGAAAGGUUAUCAUGAAUAAAAUUGUAUUCA